AUGGUCACUGUGAACGACAAAACGUUGCAUAAACCCGGGACCGCUCCGAAAGGACAGCGGCGGCGGCUCAUCGGCCCUGAGCCCCCCUUCCCUGGCUCUGGCCCCCGCAGCAGCCCCGCGGCGGGCGGCGGCCCCAGGACCGGAGGGCGCUCCGCCCCAAGAGUGCGGCGCUCGGCCGCUCGAUUUUGUGAGGGACCCACGGGACUGGGGCAGGUGGGAGCCGCAGGAGGCGGUGACGGCCCGGGGCGAGGGAGCGCUAAGCCACCGCAGGCACCCCUCGGUCCUGUGCUGGUGUUCGUGCUCACGGAGCUGGCUGCGGAGGGGUCUGCACCGCUCCUGCUCCCGCUCAGCCCCUGCCGUCCCAAGUGCCGCUGUCCGGGGAGCGGCCCGGCCCUGCACAUCACCCGGGCUGCCCAGCGGGCCCGCGGGGAGGCAGAGCUCCGCCGGGACGCUCGGUCCCUGCGUUCCUGGCUGCUCGGUAGCGCGCAGAGCGGUGCGUGGCGGCUCCUCAGGGGCCGUGCCCGCUGUCGAGGCAAGCACCAGCACUCGGGAGAUGAUGGCCACCCCCUCCCCAGGCCGGCGGCACCGCACGGGAGGCCCGGCCGCUCCCGGCAGCGGCAGAGACCGGGCUGCUGCCGGCGAGACCGGCCCUGCCUUGGGCAGCCGCCCGACAGCGCCCGGCGAGCAGCCAGCCACGGCGGCCGGGCUCUCCCCGCGAUUUCCCUACGAGUUUACUUUCAAUGCAGUCUCUGUAAAAUACAGAAAACCAUCGUGAAAACAUCCUACAUCCCGGGCCACUGCCACCAGGGAGCAGAGCGGGGAGAAGGAGAGCAGAGCCUCGGUCGGGCCCAGGGAGCUCAUCCCGAAGGAGAGCAGGGCCCGGCCGGGCACAGGGAGCUCGGGGAGAAGGAGAGCAGAGCCUCGGUCGGGCCCAGGGAGCUCAUCCCGAAGGAGAGCAGGGCCCGGCCGGGCACAGGGAGCUCGGGCCGAAGGAGAGCAGAGCCCCGGCCGGGCACAGGGAGCUCGGGCCGAAGGAGAGCAGGCCCCGGCCGGCCACAGGGAGCUCGGCAGACGGACAGACCCCUGGCCUGGCAGCGAGAGUGGCCGCACGGCCCUGCCGGCCCGCUCCUCUUCCGAACGCGCAGCUCCCUGCUCAAUGGGCUCAAUCGGCCGCUGGUCAAGCACAGCGGGACCUGGGUGGAGACCUCCUAUUCCAGGAACUGGAACAGCCCCAGGGGCCGCACGUCCUUGCCCGGUCCCGGCCUGCCGCCUCCUCUCCCGUCACCUGGCACUGUCAGGUAUCGCUUCACUCAAAGCCUGCGAGUCCCAGCCGUUCCCGGGAAUGUGCCAGCGGUGCUUCAGCCUUUGCCUCAGGCCGAACGACGGCACAGCCCAGAAAGAAGCCCAGGGAGCGCCGCUGGGCCUGUGCGGGUGUCCGGGGAGGUGCUCCCACCCUCCCUUCGCCCCGUGCCCACCUCCGGUGGCGGGGGUUUCCCUUUUGGCCCCAACAUACCCCGGAGCAAAGUAGCGGUACUGGCAGUACCUAAUAAGGAACAAGUAGCCAAGGCCCUGAGCCCUCCGGAGCAAAGCUGCGAUCCCCGGUGCGCUGGCAACGGCCUUGAGUCCCGGCCGCGUCCCGUGUGCGCUGGCAUCCCCGCUUCGGCCUUCGGCCUCGCGUUAGAGCAGUGGCAGCCGCUCGGCCCGGCGGCACGGCCCUCUCGCCGUGACCCCGCUUCCCGCACCCCUGUCUGUCCGCCCGGAGCGGAGCCCCUCCGCCGCAUCAACGCUCGAAGCGCCCUCUCCGCCUGGGGAGCGGGGCCAGGGGGCACCGCAGGGCUCCGGGACGGCCCGGCGGGUUCCUCAGAGCCCCUCUGCCCUGGCCGUGCCCGCCGAGCGGCAGAGAGGCGCCCGGUCCCCGCGUCUCGCACUGCCUUCUGCGACCGGGCUGCAGGCUCCGCUUCCCGCCGUGCGGGCGAGCAGGCCCUGCAGAAAGGGAAAGCGUCAGGCAGCCGGGCAAGGGCGAGUGUCAGGCCCCUGGCUGCGGAGCGGAGCGCUCGGCCCCGUUACCGGGUUCACCCCCGGCAGCGCUGGCAGUGCGCGGCCCGGAAGGCGAACACCGCAUCCCCGCUGCUGCCGCGGCACCGCAGGCCUGGCCCGGGCCGGAGGCUGAGCGGGACCCGCUGCGAGCCGGGCCCGCACCGGGCAGGGGCCGCCCCGCCGGCCCCAUCUUCUGCUGACCCCCGGGCCCGGCAAGGGCCGCUGCCUGCGGGGCCGGGCAGGGUUAGAAGCGAGGCCCAGGCCGCCGCCGCAGCCACGGGCCCGGCGGGGAAAGAGAGCCGCCUGCGGCUCCCGCUCCGGGCCCGCUGGGGGCUCGGGCCCCGUCACAGCGUGGCCGGGACAGGCUUGGGGAGGAACGGGACCGUUCUUUUCCUCCCAGGACCGCGGCUGCGAGCAAGCGAGGAAGAAAUGAAAGCGAAGCAUGGUCCGGCACAGCCCAGGCACAACCCCGAGGCCUCCGCCGCCCCGGGCCGGGCACACGGGCGAGGUGCCGCGGCUGCCCGCGGCCCGGAGCGGAGGCACUCCGGGCCCGCCCGCCCCGCACACCGCGGAACCAACGCAACGCUCCCCGCACCUUGUCGGCCGCCGCCGAGACAGCCCCGGGGCCUGGCGGAGAUGAUGGAGCGCCCAGCACGGGUGCCGCAGCCGAUCCCCGUGUGCCGCAGCGGGGAGCGGUGCCCGCCGCCCGGAGCGGCCCCGGCACACAGCGCCCGCCCCGCUCCCGCUGCCGCUUCCCGAUCCCGAGCGCGGAGGAGCGAGUGA
Haemorhous mexicanus (house finch) is the source of this 2820-nucleotide messenger RNA. Its product is annotated as collagen alpha-1(I) chain-like. The record is from RefSeq and is a predicted model, not a curated record. NCBI's taxonomy places the organism in Eukaryota, Metazoa, Chordata, Aves, Passeriformes, Fringillidae. Bases 1 to 2820 code for a protein of 939 amino acids. The transcript has 4 exons.